AUGAAUUUAGUGAACAAGUGUAAGAAGGUAUGGGGAAGCAACAAUAAAUUGUUUGAUUCAAAAGAAAGUCCUGGCAGUUGCAGCUAUGACAAAUUAUCAGAAAAGUGUCACAAAGAUAUUACUAAGAAACCACCAAACGGUUGUGUUUGCGUCUAUGUUGGAUCUGAGAGACAAAGAUUCAUAAUCAAGAUCAAAAUAUUGAAUCAUCCUUUGUUCAAGUCACUUUUGGAAGAUGUUGAGAAUGAAUAUGGAUAUAGAAACGAUGGUCCUUUAUGGCUUCCUUGUGAGGUUGACUUGUUCAAUGAAGCAGUUGUGGAGAUAGAGAGUGCUGUUGGUUGCAUCUUUCGAGUUUCACGUUCUUCAUUGUCCUGUCGUUCUAACCUCAGUUGUGCUGCCAAUUACCAGAUUUUGGUAUAA
This is a messenger RNA of Vicia faba (fava bean), 417 nucleotides long. The record is from the annotation of a GenBank genome assembly. Lineage: Eukaryota; Viridiplantae; Streptophyta; Magnoliopsida; Fabales; Fabaceae.